Lonchura striata (white-rumped munia) is the source of this 3813-nucleotide messenger RNA. RefSeq names its product tRNA N(3)-cytidine methyltransferase METTL2. NCBI's taxonomy places the organism in Eukaryota, Metazoa, Chordata, Aves, Passeriformes, Estrildidae. The record is from RefSeq and is a predicted model, not a curated record. Gene Ontology annotation, molecular function: tRNA (cytidine-N3)-methyltransferase activity.
UUCCGGCGCUGGCCGGGCCGGCAUGGCGGCGCCCAGCGCGGCGGGGGAGCGGCGGCCCUUCGGGAGGCGGCUCCUCACCGACCCCGCUCGGCUUUUCCAGCACAACGCCUGGGACAAUGUGGAAUGGUCAGAAGAGCAGGAAGCCAGUGCCAGGAGUAAAGUUCAAGAGAACACCUCACAGCUACUACCACAAGAUAAACAAGAGGAAUAUGAGGUGAAUGCUAAGAAAUACUGGGAUGACUUCUAUAAAAUCCACGAAAAUGGCUUCUUCAAGGACAGACACUGGCUCUUCACUGAAUUUCCUGAGCUGGCACCUAACAGAAACUCAAGCCAAAAUGGAGAUUCUGUGCAUGGAUUUAGUGACACAAAAGAAUCCAAAAAUGAAGGGCUGGGAAGCUGUGAAAAUGGCCAUUGCUCAUUGGAAACCAGGACAGAGAGUCAGUUAAACCUGAUAGAGAGCCCGCGUGGAGGCCACACAGAGGAGUUGGCUGCACAGAAAGACAGUGAGCUGAGUCUGAGUGAUGGGCAUUACCCAGGAUCAGCUGCAUCUUACCGUAUCUUAGAGGUUGGCUGUGGGGCUGGGAAUACAGUCUUCCCAAUUUUACAAACCAACAAUGACCCUGGCCUAUUUGUUUAUUGCUGUGAUUUUUCUACAACAGCUGUGAAUCUUGUCCAGAAAAAUGCAGAAUACGAUUCUUCUCGCUGCUUUGUGUUUGUCCAUGACCUGUGCAAUGACCAAAGUCCUUUCCCAAUGCCAGAGGAGAGUCUUGACAUUGUUAUUCUUAUCUUUGUCCUCUCAGCAAUUCUCCCAGAAAAAAUGCAGUGCAUUGUGACCAGACUGAGUCGCCUUCUGAAACCAGGGGGAAUGAUCUUGUUACGAGAUUAUGGCCGUUAUGAUCUCGCCCAACUUCGGUUUAAGAAAGGUCAAUGUCUGUCUGAUAACUUCUAUGUGAGAGGUGAUGGCACCAGAGUCUACUUCUUCACACAAGAUGAAUUAGAUCAUCUGUUCACCACAGCUGGGCUGGAAAAAAUCCAGAAUCUGGUUGAUCGGCGAUUGCAAGUGAACCGUGGGAAACAGAUGACAAUGUAUCGGGUGUGGAUCCAGUGCAAGUACUGCAAACCCACCACCCUUCAGCCAUGAGGCAUGUGGACUUUGGACUGGAGCCUCUUCAUCUCCUCCUGGUGACCUGUGUGGUGCAGUUCUGCACACCCAGGACCUCAGUGCCUUGUACCAUGCCUGGCAUCACUUAAAGUGAGUUUUUCUAAGGACGAAUGCCCUGCAAGUAGAGCAAGAAUUUUAGAUGUCAUAGAAUCACAGAAUACACUGGGUUGGGAAAGACCCAUGAAGAUCAAGUCCAACUCCUGGCCCUGCACAGGACACCCCAACAAUCCCACCCCAUGCCUGAGAGCGUUGUCCAAACACUCCUUGAGUUCUGGAAGCUUUGGGGCUAUGACCCAUUCCCUGAGGAACCUGUUCAGUGCCUAACUCCCCUUUGUGGGAAGAACCCUUUCUUGAUAUCCAGCCUAACCCUCCCUGGACACAGCUCCAGCCAUUUUCUCGAGUCCUGUCCCUAGUCAGGAGAGUGAAGAGAUUGGUUCCUGCCCCUCUGCUGUCCCUCAGGAGGAUGUUGAAGAUCCCAGUGAAGUCUGACCUCAGUCUCCUGUUUUCCAGCUGAACAGACCAAGUCCUUAUACAGCUUCCCCUCAAGGCCCUUCACCAUUCUCAUGGCCAUUCUCAGGAUGGUCUCUAGUGGCUUAAUGUCUUUUUUAUAUUGUAGUGCCCAAAACUGCACAUAGCACUUGAGGUGGGGUUGCCCCAAAGCAGAGCAGGACAAACCCCUGCCUGACCAGGAAUGCUUUACCUAAUGCCCCAGGACACAGAUGUCCUUCCUGGCUGCCAGGGCACUGAUGACUCAUGUUCAACUUGCCAUGGAUCAGGACUCCUGAGUCCCUUCCUGCAGCUGUUCUCAGCCUCAUUCCCCAGUCCACCCACACAUCCAGGCUUGCCCCUUCCCAUAUGCAGAAUCCAGCACUUCCCCUUGUUGAACUUCCCAUGAUUGGUGAUUGCCCAUAUCUCUGAUUUGUCAAGGUUUCUCUGGAAGCCCUCUCUGCACCUGAGACACUUGACAGCUCCUCCCAGUUCACUGCAAACAGCAAACUUCCUUAGUACUCCUUCACGUUCUGCAUCCAGGUCAUUAAUGUGGAUGUUGAAGAGCACAAGCUUGAGAAGGGAGCCCUUUAAAUGUUAUGCUACUGGUCUGAAUUUUAAAAAUUAUUUAUGGUUUUAACCUAAGAGAUGGUAUCUUACAGCAGCUGAGCAAGUUGAGUAGCAACUGUCUCAUACUCUAGAUUUCCACAUGAAAUAGGAAAGCUCUGACCUUAUCUCUGUCUUGUGUACUUUUGUCUUGGCAACAAACAUACAAAGGAUAAACCUGCUCUUCUCUGGAAUGGCUCAUUGAUAUGAAUCCCUUGGCCAGCUUAUCUUAUGCAGCUGUUUCCUAGUCAUUCAGGUGUGUGCCAAUCCAGGAGUUAAAAUACAUUGAUCUGAGGGCAGGAACUGAGACAACAUGAGUCUCUCUGUACCAGCUUUCCGUGGAUGAUUCAAGGUGUGGAGAUGACCUGUGGAGAAAGGAAAUUAUGCUGCUCUGCCCUCACUGUCCACAAGGAUGUCCUCCCAGGGAACCACUAAACAAUAGCUCAGGCAGUGUUCAGGUUUUCAAAAGUUCAGUGCUGAUGCUGAUUUUAGGGCACCUUCAGAGUCCAGCAGAUUAGAAGCAGCUAACAGGACCAGGGUUUAUAAAUAAUUACCUGCUUUUCCUAGUGGCUGCAGCUCCCAGGUCACAAACCACCCUUCCAUGGUGAUGUGCUAAACCAAAACACGAGACACUUUCUUUGAUCUGAAAUCUGCAGGAAGUUUAAUUUUUGCACCCUUGUUUAAUUUCUUAAGAUUAAGCCAACACUAACUUCCAGAAGGUAUUUUCCUGACUUUGACAACAAGUAUCUCUUACCUUAGCUUGUUUUCUUCUGUUAUUUUUAGGUUGUGGUACAACAGGUAUUAGAAUAAGUUUUGUGCUUUUCAGUGAUUGUUUGAUUAAUGUAAAUCAGGCUUUGCAAAAACUGUAGCAAUGGGGAACAAAGUGACACAGACCCCCUUAUGCAUCCAAAAGAGAUUGCUUUAUUGUAGAAAUCACCCUUUUUUAUACAAUCUCCACCUGACAUAAUUGAAACCAAACCAAGCCCUAACAGAACUUAACAGAAGAAGGGCACCCAUUGGUUGGCUCAGCUGCAGUGCUGCUGUCCAUACAUCCAUACCCAAUCACCUUCCUGCUCAUACACUGUCCUUACCACCACCUCACUUCCCGCUGUCACUCAGCUGCCUCUCCCCUCACUCAUGGCUGCCUCUCACCCCUCAGCCAGCUUCCAACCAUGCAGCCUGCAGCUGUGCCUUUCCCACAGGGCCUUCUGGUGAGCAUUAGCCUUAGCAACUUUCAUAAUUAUACCCCCAUAUCCCACAUCUUCCCCUGUGUUUUUUUUAAUCAGGCAACAAAAACCUAAACAACUCCUAAAAAUAUUAAUAACAGUGACAACAAUAAUAACUAUAAAAACUUUUCAAAAACUGUAACGUGUUUAUAACAUAGCAACUAUAUGCAUUUAGAAUCAGGAUAGUACAACAAAAGGUUGCACGCACUGUGAUGGAAUCCUCUCCACCUCGUGGCCUGUGGCGACACAGGCAUAACCUCCUCCCCAUGUGAUUAAGUCCAGGAGUCUUUUCCAUUGUCCAGUUAAUUUACCAUUAAAUUUUUAUUUACCAAA